This is a messenger RNA of Prorocentrum cordatum, 1084 nucleotides long. NCBI's taxonomy places the organism in Eukaryota, Dinophyceae, Prorocentrales, Prorocentraceae. The record is from the annotation of a GenBank genome assembly.
CGAGCCCGCCGCGCGUGCGGCCCCCGUGCCGCUUCGGCGGGCCCCGCCGCCUCGGCGGUCCCCGCCGCCGCGCCGCGGCGGCCGCGGUCGGCUGGCCUGCUGCCGGGCCGCCCGUAUGUGGCGCGGCCGGGCCGGCCGCCUGCUGCGGCUGCUGCUGGCGGGCUCUGUGCCGAGGGUGCUGGGUGCGGCGGCGGACGCCGACCUCGCGGAGUUUCAGCAUGAUUUCCAGGACUUCGACGCCAACAGGGACGGCCAAUCGACGCGCAGGAGAUGCGGCAGCAGUUCAAGGGAGACCUGGACCCAGAGGACCUGCACCAGUUCUUCAUCGACGUGGACAGGGACAGCAGUGGCACUAUCACCCUGGGUGAAUACGUGGACUACGCUGUGUCCAACCACGGCAAGUACUACGACUCAUGACAUGCAGCAGCAAUAUGUCGACCUUUACUCGCAGCAUAAUUGGGUCGGGUCAGACAAUGGCGUCUUCCAUUCAGCCCUGAACGCCCCUCGACAAAAGGACGUGACCAAUUGCUUAGUCAGAGCGCUCGCCUUUGGCGCGCGGAAGAGGGCUCUGUCCAGCUUGCAUCUGGAGCUGUCUCCCAACAGCUCUUGCAGCAUAUCCGAUGGUUGUAUGUUCUAAGGUCGCCCGUGGCGGCGAGAACGCAAUCUCGCUUCGCGCCGCGUGGUCCGGGUUGAUAGACCUCUUACCCUGACACGUCGAUGAGCGAAUUGGCCGUUUUCGGUCCGCGAGGGGGCGUCGCGGCCGUCAUUUUGCGGGUCCAGGUCAGUCGGUUUCGGUCCUAGGGCCGUUUUCACUAAAGGGGGGUUUAUUCAAGGGAGGUUUUCUCCACCGCCGAAUGACGCCUCUGGCCGACGGCCCCCACCUUACCCGCAGCAGUCCGCCGCUGGCGAGAGCCACGCGGUCGUCACCACGCAUCGCUGGAGGAGGAAAGUUGUGUGUAUGUGUGCGUGCCUUUGUGUGUCUGUGUCUGUGUGUGUGUGUGCGUGCGUGUGUGCGUGUGUCUGUGUGUGUGUGUGUGUGUGUGUGUGUGUGUCUGUGUGUCUGUGUGUCUGUGUGUCUGUGUGU